This is a messenger RNA of Pichia kudriavzevii, 2202 nucleotides long. RefSeq lists its product as uncharacterized. Gene Ontology annotation, biological process: intracellular protein transport; vesicle-mediated transport. Gene Ontology annotation, cellular component: membrane coat. The record is from RefSeq and is a predicted model, not a curated record. The transcript has a single exon. The coding region runs from base 1 to 2202 and encodes 733 amino acids. Lineage: Eukaryota; Fungi; Ascomycota; Pichiomycetes; Pichiales; Pichiaceae.
AUGACAGACUACCAAAUAGCCAAGAAUCUGGGGUUUAUGUUUGAGAAUGCCACCCGGACAUGGGGGAAAUUUGAUCCAAAGAACGUGACAUUACCACCAUCAAUCACCUCAUUUAUAAAUUCCAACUAUUACAAUGUGGAAACUGAAUUCAGCAUGAAGGAGAUUAUCAAAGGUUUAGAAUCGGGGAACGAUUCGGAGAAAUAUGCAAUAUUAAAGCAUUUGGUCCAUAAGAUAGAUAAGGGUGAUGAGGAUGACAGUGGCAAUGGGAGCGUUGAGAAUGAGAUCAUUUCUAUAUUCCCCAAUAUUAUUAACAAUAUAAACACCGAAAACCUGAAGAUUAAGAGGUUGGUUUAUAUGAUCCUAUUGAAAUAUAACCACUUACAGCCCGAUGUCUCACUACUAUCCAUCAAUGCAAUUCAGAAAUCUCUUAAUGACCAGAACUGUAUAAAUAGGUCGCUGGCUAUCAGAUGCUUAAGUGGUAUCAAGAUACCAGCAAUUCUUCCGAUACUGCUGUUAUCAUUAGGUAAGAUGGUCAAAGAUUCGUCUCCACUGGUAAGAAGUUCAUGUGCUGUAUCUAUACUAAAGUGCAUUCGGUUGGACCUUGAAUUCAACAAGGACGGAGAUGUCGCUUGUAGAGAUUAUAUUCGUGAUGGUCUGGCUGAUUCCGAGUCUGUAAUAUACCAACUAAGCACGUAUCUGGACAUUCUAUUGUGUGACAAUGAUGCCAAAGUUUUAAGUGUAUCGAUUGAAAUAUACUAUGAAGUGUUCAAUGGAUUCUACGAUCUACUACACAAUAAAGUCGGGAAUAUAAUCAGCCACUUGAAGGAGUUAGACAGCUUUGCCAUUGUGAACAUAUUGGAUAUUCUGACGGAAUACAUACAGUUGUUUUACUCCAAAUUUGACAGAAUUGAUGAAUCGCCAAAUGAGAUAAAGAAACUGUAUGACCAAUUAGAGGACCUGGUUAAAUAUGAAAUGAAUGCCAAUGUUAUACUUUCGAUCAUCCGGAUUAUGACAGCGGUGUUUCGGAACAACCUACCUAACAUGAACAAGAUCGCCAUGAAGCUGAUCCAGAGGGAUUAUGAUGCCGCCAUCAAUGAAGAAUCGAAGAUCUUAUAUGGCUUAGAAUGUAUUGAAUAUUUAAUUGACGAGGGGCACAUUGAAAUCAGAGACUCUCAAUUAUCGCAUUUUUAUCCGUUAGUGAAAGACCCUAUCACUAUAUUUGAGGGCAAGGUUCGGAUAUUAUACAAAGUCGUGAAGGAUACCAACUAUCAAAAAAUAAUUGGCGAAUUGGAAGACCUGAUCUGCAUGUCAACAAACGAGAGGAAAACCAAACUUGCAAUCAAGUAUUUGAACAAGUUGAUAACUCCGCAAUAUGGCGAUUUGAUCAUACGGUUCUACCUGGGACAUUUAAAGGAAAACGAGGAAUACACCAAUGGGUUGAUCAACUAUAUCCAGCAGGACAUUGCAGGCCAUGUGGACCUAUUGAUCAAGUUGGUUGGCGAGCUCUUUGAGUUUAAUGAUGACAUUAAGGCGUCUAUUAUCUGGUUAUUGGGUGAAUUUGUCAUGAAUGUCGAUGAAUACGAGCAGAAUGAGAAGGUGACUACAUUGAAGAAUUACUUGGGGAAUCUCUCUAUUCGCCUGAUCAGUGCCUUCAAGGGUUACCCUUGCAGGCUUAAGGUUGGUAUCUUGAACUUUGUUUCGAAGCUGCAGAUCCACAACAUUGUCAAGGAUGAAGGUGGGUAUCUCGAGAGUGAUUUGUUUCGGGUGUAUACAUAUUUAGUUGAGCUCUGUGAGGUUGACGUGUCGAUUAAAGUCCGGGAGGCAGUGAGGCAGUGGAAGUUUUUGCUUCCCUUCAGGAGUGGCUACUAUGAGAACGAGAGGAAGCUCAAGAACAUGCAGCUCUCUGUGUUGAUGUACCAGACGGAGAAGCGGUUCCAGAUGGCGGGUGUGGAGGCCGAGAGCCAUGUGAAGAAGUACAUGCAGACCACUUCUGAUCGGUUGGAUCCGGAGUACCUUGCGUAUUAUGAGGAGUUGAGGAGCAGUGGAUUUGAGCUGAGAGACUACGGAAGAUACACCAGCAGUUAUACAUCUGGUGGAGCCAAGGAGAGCACGGGAAUGGCCAGCGCCACGACCAAGAGACACGUUGUUGCUGACAGGCCAAAGUACCAGUUGCAGUCGCUUGAAGACUUUCUAGGCUCAUGA